Messenger RNA from Amphimedon queenslandica, 854 nucleotides. RefSeq lists its product as uncharacterized. The record is from RefSeq and is a predicted model, not a curated record. The coding region runs from base 75 to 413 and encodes 112 amino acids. NCBI's taxonomy places the organism in Eukaryota, Metazoa, Porifera, Demospongiae, Haplosclerida, Niphatidae. The transcript has 4 exons.
GUCAGAAUGUAGUUUUUGAUGACAACAUUGCAACCCUGAACUUUAACUAUUCUGUCUCAGAGUAUGGUAAUUACAUGUUUUCAGUUAAUAGCUAUAACUACUUGGGACAGAUUGUUGGUAAUCCAUUGAAAGCUAGUGUCUGUGUUUCAACUCCUACUGUUAAUGUUGAAAUAUUUCCAGACUAUGAUAAUGACCAUAUUUUAAUCAUAAUCAUUGACACUUCAAUUUGUCGAGUUGAUGAUACGUCUUGUAGCAUUUCAUUGACAGAUAGCUCAUCUUAUAAUGAGAUGAUGCCCUGUGCUCUAGGAAAAGUGGUAGAAUUUACUAACAUUACAUUUGGAAAAAAUUAUACUUACAGUGUUACAGUUGCUAAUUUAUUUGGAUCAUCAAACUCAACUGAUACAGUGGGUUAGUUCCACAAAAUUAAAAGUGUUGGUGAUUUGACUGUAUAAUUUACAUGUAGCUUAGAAAUAUACUGUACAUGUACACGUAAACUACUUUGUAUCCUACCUAAGCCAAACUUCAAAGAGGCGGCAGUGCUGAUAAAUCACUUAUACUGCCCUACAGAGCAUGAUAAAUUCCUUUCAUGUUUGAUAUAAGCACUGCUGCAAUAGAACUUUGAAAUAAACUUUAAAAUAAUAAAAUUAUUGUAAUUUGAAAAAAGAGUGAUAAAAAUAAAUUUGUCAAUAAACAGAAGGACUCCAGCAGCUCAGUGGGGACUGACACCCCCAAUAGCAGCCAUUUUGCUGCAACUAUACUGACGGACAGAGUUGGAAUCAUUGAGCAUCUAUAAGAUGCCAGAGAAUUUGGCUACAAGCAGUCAUUGGCCACAAAUAGUUGUUAACAUAAUGAAG